This is a messenger RNA of Limulus polyphemus (Atlantic horseshoe crab), 1226 nucleotides long. RefSeq lists its product as uncharacterized. The transcript has 3 exons. The coding region runs from base 220 to 741 and encodes 173 amino acids. NCBI's taxonomy places the organism in Eukaryota, Metazoa, Arthropoda, Merostomata, Xiphosura, Limulidae. The record is from RefSeq and is a predicted model, not a curated record.
UCGACUGACGUUCAUGUUAGGCUACGUUUAGAUGGUUAGCAUAAGUUCUUUAUUUUAUUUAUUAUAAAGAAAAAAAUAAAGCAAAACAUGUUGUAUGCACUAAGGACAUUAAUCCCAAAAAUAAUUUUCGUGUGAUAAAGUUGUUAAUGUGAAUCAUUAUGCAAAUAUCGGUGGUAUUUCUCUUUUCAGUGAUCUUACCUGUGAGGUUGUGUCGAACGGAUGUCAUGCGUACUUAGCAGCGUGCCUUGUCAUCCUCUACACUUGGAAAUGAAGUGUUUUGAAGUUCUACAUCUUUCGUUAUUGUAUGCAGUGUUAUUGCUCUUAAAAUUUUCGAUUUUAUGUCACGCUGUUUCGAGGACAAACAAAUUUGGUGUAACAGCUCCAAACAACACGUGCUACUUCUGUAGUACAGUUUUUGAUGGAGAGCCCUGUCUUACUCUUCCCACAAAUGUCUCGCGGUCUCUUCAACGUGUAUGUGGUCCCGAUGAAAUUUUCUGCACGGUUUUGCGAAUUGACUACGGACCUACAGGAGAGGACGCAUCUUUCUGGUCUAUAGAAAGGAACUGUACAAACCAUUGCCAAGAAGGCUGCGUUGUGUUAGGAGAAAAAACGAAGCUGUAUCAUUGUCGAUCCUGUUGUCAUGGCAACUUGUGUAAUAGUGGCGGUUAUGCGCCACCUAUCGCUCUUCCUUCUCAUUAUUUCAUUUAUGUGCUUUUUAGUAUUGCUAUCGUUUGUAUCUGAAUGAACAGGCAGUUCAUGCCAAAUUUUUAUAUGACCUAUUAUUCAUAUUUACUAAUAUUAUAUAUAUAUAUCUAUUUAAAGUACAGUGAAUAUUAUAGGUGAACACAUAUAUAUGUAUAUCAUUCACUAAAAACAUACGUAGUUUUGUUUCAAGUGUGAAAUUUGAGACUAUAUAUUUUAAAAGUGUUUCAAAAUUCUCGGUGUGGAACAGACUGGUUUCAUUAGUUAGGGACAACAUGUUAAAGCUCGAUGAUAUCUAUUACAGUUUAUUUUCAUCUAUAAUUAAAUAAACUGAUUCAAAAUAAUCAUGGAUUUAUUCCAUUUUUAUGUGCUGUAUAAGGUAAUUUAUGUCUUCUGAGAUUUGAUUAUCAUAUAAAACUUGGACAAAACUUUAAACUGGUAUAUGCCAUGUUUUAUUAAUAAAUAUCUUAAUCAUUUUUUGCUUGAAGUAAUUUAAAAUAUUUCUAAAUCAGGUCUUAGAUAUU